CAGGUUGAGAGAUCAGCAGCUGAGGCUGUGCACUGAAAACUCCGGGCACCUGCAGAAGCUGCAAGAAUUCAAAGCAUUUGCAGAGUCUGCAUCCUCUCCAUCCUCCUCCUCUCCCUCCCUCCCCUGCUCAGACACCUCUUGUGGUCCAUUCCUGGUACCCUAUUUAAUUCCCUCUCCUGCUGCAUCAUAUCUUGCAUUGACAGUACUUCAGCAGUUAUCCUUACAGGGGACUCCCCAUUCCUUCUGAUUCUCCAGCUUGGUUGGAAUAUCAUCGUAUUCCUUUUGAUUUUUUUGUUUUUUUGUGUUUUUCAUGCUUGUCUCCGCUCAGGAGAAGCUCGCAGACCUUGCUAAUCUCUCCCUGCUGGCUUGGAAGAAAAUAAACACUCUGAUUAAAGAAAGAAGGAUCCUAUCUGGAGGAGAUUUAGUGAUUCCAUCAUGCAUCACCCUGUAAUCCUUCUCCUGUGCCUCUCCAGUCUCGCUGGGGCAGCCAACCUACCUCCUGAAGACCUCAGCCAGCCAGUCACGGCAGAUGUGAUCGUCCCCACAGGAGGUACAGCAAUUCUCAAGUGUACAGUGCAGGAACACCUAGAGUCUUCACUCCAAUGGUCUAACACUGCUCAGCAGACUCUUUACUUUGGAGAGAAAAGAGCCUUACGGGACAACAGAAUCCAGCUGGUCCAUUCCAGCCCCAAUGAGCUGACCAUCAGUAUCAGUAAUGUGGUAUUGUCUGAUGAGGGCGAGUAUACUUGCUCAAUCUUUACUAUGCCGGUGAGAACAGCCAAGGCUGUGGUUACAGUUUUAGGCGUGCCACAGAAACCACAGGUUUCUGGGUUUGAAUCUGCAUUUAAGGAGAAUGACAAGGCCAAACUGAGGUGCACAACAAGUGGAAGCAAGCCAGCCGCUAAUAUCAAAUGGUAUAAGGGACCAGAGGAACUGGAGGGAGCAAAGACCAGCGUAUUAGAGGAUGGUAAUGGCAAAACCUUCACAGUAAAGAGCUUUAUUGAGUUUGAUGUGACCAAAGACGACGAUGGAGCUGAGAUAACCUGCGCUGUUGGCCAUGAGUCACUACAUGACUCGGCUAAAUCUUCCAGCCACAAGAUUCAAGUCCAGUACAAACCCACAGCAAAGAUUGAGUCCAGGCCCAGCAUGCCAAGAGAGGGUGACAAACUGCGACUGCAGUGUGAUGCCUAUGGAAAUCCUGUGCCUGACAACUAUGUCUGGGAGAGAGAAAAUGGAGAGGUCCCUCUGUUAGCCAACAUUGAAGGAAACAGUUUGGUUUUCUUCAACCUCAACAAAACUGACAGUGGAACCUACACCUGUAAAGCCUCCAACACAUUAGGGACUUUCAUCACCCACUACAAGCUUGACGUCAAUGAUGGCCCGGUAUCGCAUACAGACCCAAGCCCAAUCCCCUCCACAUCCAGCAUAGAUCAUGCUGUCAUCGGAGGAGUUGUAGCCGUGAUCGCCUUUCUCCUCUUCUGCUUGCUCAUUGUCCUUGGACGCUACUUGAUCAGACAUAAAGGUACCUAUCUUACUCAUGAGGCCAAGGGAUCAGAUGAUGCUCCUGAUGCUGAUACAGCCAUCAUCAAUGCAGAGGGCGGACAAGGUGGAUCUGAUGAUAAGAAGGAAUAUUUCAUUUAAGCUCCGACCCUUUAUUUUGAAGACAAAUCAAAGGCAAAGAGUGAUGACAUGUGAUACAAAAAUGCACCUGCAGAACAAAUUCAAACCAACUUUAGGAAAAUCUGAUUCACAAGGAGAACUCUCUCUCUUACUAAGUCAAUGCAAGAUGGAGUCAAUGAAAAAGAACAGAGUGCGUCAGAGAGAGAGAGAGAGAAAAAGAGAGAGACAGUGAACGCAUAGAAAGCAUGAAAGCAUCAUGCUUCUUAAACGAACUUGUAAAAAAGUUAUUACUAAAAACUUUUAAAACUAUAAAAAAAAAUUGCUUGCUUAAAAUCUACAUAUCUUCAGUGAACGCACUAAUCUAACAAACAAAUAAUAAUCAAGAAUUUAAGAUCUGUUCUUUGGUUUCUUUUCUUUUGAAAUGUGUAUAAAGUUUUAUUUUUUACUUUGGAAUGUUGAGAGGGAGGCGAAAGAUAUAAUUUAAAUAGAUUUGCCGUUUUGGUUGCUAGGGUAAAUAAAACAGGUAGGAUAGAAGUUUUUGGGUUUUUUUCCCCAAGAUUUUCUUUGGAUCCUGUCUAUACAGGGGGCACUAGAAUUAAACUUGUUUUUUUUUUUGCAAAUAUUUAGGCAGUUCUUGAUAAGUUCAAAAGGAGUGUGGGUUAUCCAUCUUAUGUAGGACACCAUGGAAAUGCCCAUUUUAGGGUACGGCAGUAAGAUUAAAAAUUAAAGGAACAUUGCCCAUCCAUCCCCUGGAACAAUCCUUCUUCCUGUCAAGAGUGGUCAGUGAACCUAACUGAGUAUAUUUAAUAAGCAGGGUCUUAAUUUUAAAAGAAAGUUAGAAGAAAAAGUGUUAAUUAUAAAAUAUUUUACAUUAAAAGCUUUCUGUAUCUCCUUGUCCAACCAUGAAGUAUUCCCAUUAAACAGGAUCCAAUCACAGUGCUCCAUUCUGAGUAGCGGGUCAGGAGUGAAGCCUUCUGGUUCUAGUUUCCAACCAGGUCUAGUUGCCAACAUUCUUAAGGGGUCUGAAUGCAGAAAGAUGACAAUAAAACACUUACUGAGCAUUUUAAUCAGAAAAAUUCAAUCCAACAAAUUCAAAUUCAGGGGCUUAUCUCAACUUGGCAAGCAUAGGCCACCCAGUAAAAAUUUACAACAUCAGCCAUAUGGAAAAGAUGAUGAUAUAAACCAAUCAAUCAAUGUAUUAUGUCAUACUCCAUAUGUACCAGGCUUGACAUAAAUUGUUUUGUUGCAUUGUGACUCUUGCAUUGCCAAUAAUUUGUAAUUUUAGUCAUUUCAGUCAUAAAAAUGUACACACAUUUGUGCUCAGACGCAGACGCAGGGAUAAUGGCGGCUUAAUGAUGCAUCUGAUGCCCUCAGAACACCCUUCAUUUUUGAAAGUGUGACUGUGGAUCCAGAUGCUUUCUUUAAGCCUGUUCCUUCUGUAUAUAAACUUUUAUUGUAGAGGCUAAAAUCAAUGACGACAACAUACUCUUGUUCAUUCAUAAACAAUAUAUAAAGAUUGAGCAGACUGUAUUGAUGUAUCUACUCCCAUUCAAAGGAGCUGUUCUAAAUAAUCCAACUUAGCCAGUUCCAUCUGCAUGUAGUCUGUUGUAUGUAUAUAUUCACAACAAACCAUAAGUUUGCUAUAAGUGCCCUUUCAUCCCACAUAUUUCCAUGCUACGGAUCACAUACCUCAAUAAAAACUCUUCCAGUCAUUUUCUACAUAGGAAAAUAACAAAUCUAACUAUUAAACGGUUAUAAAAGAAAGACACCGACCUGGUGACUUUUAUUUAUUUAUUGUAUAUUUCUGUUUAGUGGUCUUCUCAUUGCGCCAAUGAGAAAAAAUGGUUUAUUUGUUGCCUCCUGUGUAGCAUUAAAGUGGCAGUAAUGCUUACCGACAAGACCUCCUGUGUCCAAGAGCAACUUUAACCCAGUUUAAUAACCAAUUACCAAGAGCCAGUAGACCAAGCUACUGACAGUUUGGAGAUAAAUCAACAAGGAGCCAGUCCAAAGAUAGAAUUAGUCUAAAGAAUAAAUGAAAGUAUUAUAAGAGGAAGUUAUGAGGAACAUUAACCAAUAUACCAAGCCAAUGUUUUAUUUAAAGUGCGCUCUUUCAUAUGCAACUUGCUUUUGAACAUUUCUGCCCAUUCAAUCUCAGUCAACCUGGUGCUUCCCCAUAGAAUUUAAUGUUAUAACAUAACUAUAUAUAAUUAUAUAUAUAUGUACAUAAGUUGGGUUACAAGAGUAUUUGUGAACUCUUUCACUGGUAGACGGGCCACUGAAAGGGUCAAUGUUGUAUCUAUGGUUGUUUCAAUGACUGUUGUUCUUAAUAUGUUUGUUACUAUCUCCAUGUUUUACUUUUCACACUCAUAACUUAAAUGUUUACUGGCCUGUCUGGGGUGGAUGUUGUUAAUAUGUAAUAUAUUGAGCAUACUGGAAACAAUGCCCUACACAUUGAGGUCUUCCUCUGCUUCAUUCAUCAUUAAAUAUAUAUAUAUAUAUAUAUAUAUAUAUAUAUAUAUAAUGGGUGGUUUGAUCUAGUGGCCAAUAGAAAACUUGCACAUCAAUCCACCCUUUCAUUUGGAAGCCAUAUUUGUAGAGUUGUUUUUAACAUUCUGCCAUUUUAACAAUGGGUGACCAAAGGCCAACGGCCUUCUGUAAACCACUAAAGGCCCAUCAUUCCUCUUAGUUUAUUGGAUUUGUGGAAGCCAUUUCUUUUAUUAAAUAAGGUGAUGCACAAAGUGGACAUUAAGGUAAAAGAGAAGCACAGAUAAUAUGGUGGGGCGGUGAGCUCAACCCCUGAAAGACAAGUCAACCUCACCAAGACCACAUCUCAGAUUCUUUCAAUGCUAUUAGGUUUGGACAAAUAGCAUUUGUCUUGAAUUAAAUUAUGAUGUAAAUUCCCUUCAAUACGUAGUUUCUACCCAAUGUUUUUUAUUUCCUUUUCCUUCAGGAAAUUUCAGGGUCUCCCUUUAAUCUAAAGAAGGGGCAAUUAUGAAACAGGAGUACAGAUUUCAGUAGGAUAUAUUUCUAUAGAGAACCAUAUAGUUGGACAGAGGUUAUUUUUUGUGCAGGGUUCAAAACAAAGUUAUAUUUCCAAUGACAAUACCACUCGUGGUGUGAUUAUUUUGUCGGAAUGAGUAAUUUUUGUGUACCAUGAAUCAAUGUGUAUUUUAUAUAUCCAAAAAUGUCAGGUAUCUGAAAUAUCUAUCACCCCCACUGUUUCCAUUCCUGUCAUUUAUUUUGGAUUUCCCUAUUGCCACAACCAAUUCGGAAGAAGGGGACAGAACAAGAUGGAGGAUAAUUUAGAAGCAAUAAUUCUAGAUUGGCAACCAUGGUGUCUUGGGCAGAUGUUACUGGGGCGUCCUUACUGCAAAAAAGAAUGUUUAAAUGGCAACUUCAUUAAAGAUACUAAAGUA
Messenger RNA from Xenopus laevis (African clawed frog), 5036 nucleotides. It is a transcript of the gene cadm3.S, whose product is annotated as cell adhesion molecule 3 S homeolog. Gene Ontology annotation, biological process: homophilic cell-cell adhesion. The transcript is spliced from 10 exons. The record is from RefSeq and is a predicted model, not a curated record. Bases 436 to 1641 code for a protein of 401 amino acids. Lineage: Eukaryota; Metazoa; Chordata; Amphibia; Anura; Pipidae. Gene Ontology annotation, cellular component: anchoring junction; plasma membrane; presynaptic membrane.